AUGGGAAUCAUAGACUUCAUCAAGGACAUCAUCCGUCCUGGCAAUGGGGUGGAUUACCCCAAGCCUGGCGACAUGGUGACCGUGCACUAUCACGGGUAUUUGUAUGAUCCGACGCGGUCGUGGAAUCGAGGACGACGGUUCGACAGUAGUAUCAAAAGAGGAUACCCAUUUACAUUCCAGAUUGGCAUGGGCAAAGUGAUCAAAGGAUGGGAAGUUGGAAUCCUGGGGAUGAGUCUUGGAGAAAAGGCUCUACUUACUUUCGGGCCACACUACGGAUACGGUGAAAAGGGGGCACCGCCCUUUAUCCCUGGAAAUUCGACUCUUGUCUUUAAUGUUGAACUGUUGGCUAUCAACGGCCGGAGUCUUCCGUCGGAUGACUCGGAGUGA
Aspergillus tanneri is the source of this 387-nucleotide messenger RNA. RefSeq names its product FKBP-type peptidyl-prolyl cis-trans isomerase. NCBI's taxonomy places the organism in Eukaryota, Fungi, Ascomycota, Eurotiomycetes, Eurotiales, Aspergillaceae. The record is from RefSeq and is a predicted model, not a curated record. Bases 1 to 387 code for a protein of 128 amino acids. Gene Ontology annotation, molecular function: peptidyl-prolyl cis-trans isomerase activity. The transcript has 6 exons.